AUGGCCUCGAGGAGCAUCUCUUCAUUAUCAUCAGCAGGCCUUCGGGCAUUCGCCAGAUCCACCAGACCACCACCGUCAAGUCCGAGACCAGCCCUGCAAACAUCCUUCCUCCUCCCAGCCGCUCGCCGAACACCACUACCACUGCCCACCGCGAGAACACCAUCGACAAUACGUUUCGCCCACUCGGUGCCCCGCCCGAAAUCCUCGCGCGCGACCACCAACACGCCCAAGCAGCCCACCUACGAGCUGACCUUCACCUGCGUGCCCUGCGGCACGCGCUCCGCCCACAACGUCUCCAAGCAGGGCUACCACCACGGCUCCGUGCUCAUCACCUGCCCCUCGUGCCGCAACCGCCACGUCAUCAGUGACCACCUCAACAUCUUCGGCAACCACAGCCUCACCGUCGAGGACCUCAUGCGCGACAAGGGCCAGCUGGUCAAGCGCGGCACCCUGGGCGAGGACGGCGACGUCGAGUUCUGGGAGGACGGCUCCACCACCAGCAGGGGCGAGAGGCAGUCCGAGGGCAACGACCCCAAGCCGAGGGCCAGGGGCGAGGCUGCAGAUGCUGGGCAGGGUGAUGCGCCUGGGUCAACAUUUGGCAAGGCUUAA
Messenger RNA from Diaporthe amygdali, 609 nucleotides. RefSeq lists its product as uncharacterized. The transcript has a single exon. The record is from RefSeq and is a predicted model, not a curated record. NCBI's taxonomy places the organism in Eukaryota, Fungi, Ascomycota, Sordariomycetes, Diaporthales, Diaporthaceae. Bases 1 to 609 code for a protein of 202 amino acids. Gene Ontology annotation, cellular component: mitochondrion. Gene Ontology annotation, biological process: protein import into mitochondrial matrix; protein stabilization; protein folding. Gene Ontology annotation, molecular function: zinc ion binding; protein-folding chaperone binding.